Molecule: messenger RNA, 597 nt
Organism: Psilocybe cubensis
Lineage: Eukaryota; Fungi; Basidiomycota; Agaricomycetes; Agaricales; Agrocybaceae
Exons: 3
Coding region: 1-597 (198 amino acids)
Biological process (GO): proton motive force-driven ATP synthesis
Molecular function (GO): proton transmembrane transporter activity
Source: RefSeq, a predicted model, not a curated record
AUGCGUCCAGCUGUUCCUGCGUCGCUUCUCCGCCACUCCUUAGCCCGCCAACAGCGCUCCGUUGCUACCAAACGAUACGCCUCAACAGACUCCUCUCAGGCGCAGAAGAAGGCCCAGGAGACCCUCGCGUCCGUGCAGAAGAACGCCAGCAAAUUCUUCGAAAAUGCUCAGAAGUUCCUCGGACCUGUUGGAGAGAAAGUUGGAAACCUUCUUGGAUCUUACAAACAGCCUGUGCUGUAUAACCUCGCUGUGACCAAGGAGGUCUUCAAGCAAAUCUACAUCAAGGAAGGACUCCAACCUCCAUCUAUCGAAGCCGUCAAAACUGCAUACACCUCCCUCUGGUCGCAAGUCCGCAACCCGGCUCUCGUUGGCAACCUUGUGAAGAGUGGAGAAAUUGGCCGUGUUGGUGUUUACGGCCUUCAGGCAUACGGUAUCUACAAGGACGAGAACGUCUGUGAUGUUGCUCCCUCCCCAAUUUUGCAAAAAUCAUGCACCUUGGCAUCACUUUUUUUCCUGGCGCUUUAUCGCACUCUUUCAUUGAACAUUGCGAAGAUUUUCGUUCUCGAAGUCAUUCUGGCUCGCUUCAAACUGAAUUAG